UGCUACAGGGUGAAAGAAGCUGAAUAUUUUGAAUUUACGUUUGUCGCGCGAGGUGCUCCGCGGUAUUAAUGGUCUUCCGAAGGGGAUGGGAUGCAGUCGCCAUGAGAGACAACGUGAUUUGAACACCAUUGACAUCAAGUCAAGGCCUGCUGUAAAAGUAUGCCGUUUUCGCCGCACGAUUGGCAGUCGUUGACAGUCGACGGUUUGUUGCACUGAGUGCGCUAGUUGUUUACAAACAAUUGCAGAGGAAGAGUGGUUUUGGACGAAGAUAAAAAAGUUGCUAAAUAUUUCCUCCACGGACAAUGAUAUGUUUUGCUAACAUUUACCAGAAGAAGACAACGGAACAAGAAUAGCACCCAGUUGGUGGUCUCUGGCAAAAAGAAGAUAUUUUGCUCGCAGACAGGACAAACAGCUCCGUUUUGUGGCUGUUUAUGCUUCGCGCUGGUGUUGGUGAAAAGUUGUAAACAUAAAGGCGCUGCUGCUGCUGCACCAUUUCUCAGCGUAAACCAGUUUAUGAUUAGAAUGAGGAAAUCAAUCAAAGCAAUCGUUUGAACACAAAAAAAAAUCUAGUGACUCCGAUAGUUGGAUCGCGUUGUGUCCAACUAACGACAUAAGCGUCAAAACAUGUCCAAGUGGGGCAAAAGCCACGGGCUGAUCGUACCGAUCGAUUCGUUGCUGAAGGAAAAGGAAAACACUAAUCGGCCUGCACCGCUUCGUUCGGCCGGUCUAGUAGGAAGAUGGGGCAUUACGAGCUUUACCUCCAUUCGGAACACCAGCUAUGAGUUCGAGAGCACCAGUCCGAAGGAGUCGGACGAGGUCAACUGCACCUCGAACCUGGCGAGCUUGUCCACGCAGGUCAGCAAUCCGAUCAAGCCGAAAAAGUUCUUCAAAAGCCGUAACACUGUGCCCGCCACACCGGAUCCCCACCGGCAGGAGGCCUUCAGCCAUCAGCAGCAUCCGUUCCUGCAUCACCAGGCUUCACAGCUGCAGGCCAGGAUCGGUGGCGGAAGUUCACCCUACACAUCGCCCGGUGGUGGUUACCCGCUGAAUCGUGGUUCCUCUAAAUCACCUGCUCACGCGGAACUCCUGUCGGACACGAAGCCGGUCGAAACGAAGAAGGAGAAGCCGAAGAAAAAGAAGCAAAAAUCACCAAGCUCGGCAGCGGAGGUCCCUGUGGAACAGGAACCGGCAACCGAGGACGAUUCUUCCGCGAAGAAGGAGAAAAAGGAAAAGAAAGAGAAGAAACCGAAAAAGGUGAAAAAGGAAGCCGAACUCCCUCCGGAGUUACCCAAGCGGAACUCUACGCGCAUACGCAACAAGGUUGUCAACUACAACGAGGAUGACGAUAGUUACGACAGUCCUGCACCAUACCCUCCGGAAGCACCUUCGAUUCCGAUUUCCAAACUGGCGCUGGAACCGCCGCCGGCAGUAGUAACACAAUUGGAGGAGACGAUCGCUGAGCAGGGAACCGAGAAGGAACGUGGAAAACCACCGGCGGACACAGGUGGCACAGAAGAGAAAACAUUGAAUGAAUCAGCGCCAUGCGAGCUGGUGACUUCGCCGCCUCAGACGGCGUUGCUAGCGGGUGCGAUAAGUCCGACUAAAUCCGGCAGUGGAAGUGGAACCGAAGAUCGACAUAAAUCGAGGGAGCACAAAACGGCGGCAACGGUGCCAAUGACGCUGGGUUCACCCUCCGUUACCGAACACCCGCCGAUCGUGCUGCGGAUAUCGAAGGGCACCUCCCGGCUGAUCAGUACCGACAGCGAAGAUGUCCAUUCGCCACCGCAUGCGGUUAGUGUUCAGCCCCAACCACCGGUAGCAUCCCAGCAGCAGCCGGUCCCGGCGGCGGCGGUGGCUGCCGCAUCGGCUUCAUCCGCAGUUGUCUCCCACGAGGUGGAAGAGCAACCAGAGCCAGCAUCCACAGCUGCACCCGCACCCUUAACCACUGCAACAAUUCCAACCAUUGUGAUAAAACCUGUGGUGCCAUUGCCUCUCGUAGCUACCACUAGCAGCAGUAGUACCCCGGAGCAACAAGAACAACAACCUCGGAAGGAGGAUUUGAAGAUCAAAAUAUCGCUGAGCAAAUCGUUGAUUAACAACGCCGGGAGCACUAACAGCAGCGGUGGUAAGAGCAAGAAGGAAAGUAAGAAGGAGCUGCGGCAUUUUAAGAAGCGUGCGAUUGCACGCGAGAAGGGCAAAACAAGCAACAAGAGGGCCAAGCGUGGUGAGGCGGAAGAAACGCCCCCUGAGGUGGCGUACGACGAGGGAAAAGACGAAGAACUAUUGGCUGAAGUGGCAGACGAUUUGCGGGUGGAUCCGAUUGUGAUACCCGCAAUUAGGCCAACCUUCCCACUGCCUGGAACGGACGCGUACGAGCUGUACCGAACGCUAGCGUCUCCCUCCGGUGGAGACGAUUUCGAUUCUCAGAGUUCGAUUCUUGGAAGUGCCUCGUCCAACAAUACUCCCAAACAUGGCGGCUUAACGGCGGCCGAGGACUGUCGAAUCAUUCACAGCCGAGGAUCGAGCGAUUGUGGAAGCGAUUUGGAGUUGUCCCAGAACAGCUCGACGGCUGCAGCGCCCCCUUCGGAGAUUAAUUUCGAAAGUGAAAACACCCAGGAUAUUAAAGAAGACGAACCAAAAGUGGUCGAAGAGAAAAAGGAGCAACCUCCCCCCAAGGAAGAGCGAGUGGAAGUGCUGAAGUUGAGCUUGAAGAGAGCCCGGGUGACAACCAGAGCUACGCGAAGCAGCGCCAUGAAGAACGCUCAAAUUGAAGUAAUCUCCAAACCGGAACCAGUCCCGAUUCCAACGGCGCUGCCUACAGCGGAGCCACCGAUCAAAAAGUUUGGUCGUUCAACACGGAAUCGUAACAACAACAACGUAGUUCUACCGGAGGAAAAGCAACAGCAGCAGCUUUCCACCGAAUCGGAACAACCAGCAAUCGAUCCGAUUCCGAUUCGUGAAACAACUCCACCGCUUGCCCCCGUUCAAAAAACUGCCACACGGCAAUACAGUCGGCGGAAGAAAAACAUCAUCCCGCCAGACUACCAGCCGGAUCUUAUCACCAGCCCACACCGACAGACCGAUAUGCUAGACUCCGGUCCACCUCCAUUCACUCUAGCUUCGGAGAGCGAAUCCGCCAUAGCUGUUACGAAAUCGGCCUGCGAUGCGGCAACAGAACUGGAUCUCACCAUCGCGGUUAGCCGAUCAGAGCCGACAAAAGCAGUGCCCGGUUCCGUUCAGGAUGAGAACAACCCGGAACCGACAGAGUACAAAAUUAAGAACAAGUUCAAACGAUCUUACUUCCGCAGCGAGGCACUGGCCAAACAGCAACAACAGCAUCAGCAGCAACAGUCGGAAUGUAGACCACUCUCGGAAGCGCCCGCUAACAAUACCAUACCAUCGGCAGCGCCAGCCAGCACAUUAACGGUUCCUCCCAUCACCAUUCCAAUCGGAUCAUCCAACACCCAACAGCAACAGGAUCAGUCGAAUCUCCAGCAGCAACCGGUGAAGCUUGUGAUAUCAAAAAAGAAGGGUAGCAUCUUCAAAAGCAGACCUCUGACCGGGAGUGCAGAAGCGACGGACAAAAAGCGACACGUGUACAAACACAAGUGGGAUGACGAUGACGAUGACGGGAAGGACAAGAGCGCGAUGGCUGAAACGGAAGGGGAAAAGAAAACGACGCAUGUUUUCGAAGGUGAACCUUCGGGGCUAUCGCGGGUGACGAGGGCGCGAAAUUCGGGUGGUGGCUCCUGCACCGAGUUCGAUGAUGAUUUUGAAUUUGACGCGAAACUAAAGUGCGACCGGGACGCAAAACCGUACUACACGGUGGUGCGGAACGUUAAGAAGGCCCACCAAAUCCAAGAGAUCGGGGAAUCUCAGGAAAUGGACGACGACGUUGAGUAUAUACUGUCCGCUCUCCAGCCGGACAACCCGAACGCUACCCGCUGCCUAUCGGCCAUGACGCUGGCAACCAAAUGUAUGACACCUGCCUUCCGAAUGCACGUGCGAGCACAUGGGGUCGUGACGCGGUUCUUCAAAGCGCUGAGUGACGCCCAUCUGGAUCAGAGUCUGGGCCUUUGCACCGCCACCAUUAUGUUCGUCCUCUCGCAGGAUACCCUCAAUAUGGAUCUCGAUCGGGACUCGCUCGAACUGAUGCUUAAUCUGCUGGACGCGGACCAUCGUUCCAGCGGGGACGAAGAUCUCAACCGCGGGCAGCUGGAGAAAAAUAAACAAAAGGUCCACGAGCUGUGCGAGGAAAUUAAAAAUUCCGGCAAGGCAAAGCACAUGGAUUUGGAGAACAUCACGGUUGGAUCGCUGGCGAUGGAGUCAUUGCUUUCGCUCACCUCCAAGCGGGCCGGCGAUUGGUUCAAGGAUGAGCUGCGGAAUCUCGGCGGGUUGGAACAUCUCAUCAAAACCGUGUCGGACUGUUGUCGACAAAUUUCCGAUUACGUUGUCGAGUGGACCGAUGAUCUGCUGUCGAAACUGCGGAAGAUCGAACGGUGUCUACGAGUGCUGGAGAAUGUGACACUUCUGAACGAGGAAAACCAGAGUUACAUCCUGCAGUACGACAAUGGAAAGCUGGUGCACACGCUGGCGAAACUUCUCAAGCUGGUGGACGGUGAGGUAGUCCUGUAUCCAACCAACGAGCUGACACCGAAAGAAGAACGGGGCGCUGUCCUACGGGAGGUCAUAAUACCGGUGCUGAAAAUUUUCAUCAGCUUGACGCAUCCCUUCAAUGAAAAUGCUUACGGUGCCUCGGUAAUCGGACCAUUGCCACAUGUGAUCGCCACAACGCUGCAUCUGCUGCUUCGGGUGGGUGAAUACGUACCGCAGAAGUUCAUCUUCGAAAUGAACAUUCUGGUGCUGCUGUUCCUUAUCAAUCUGACGAUGUACACCAAAGCGAACCGAAAGCUGCUGAUGGCGGCGCACGCGCCGGAUGAUUUCAGCGACGGUGACGGGCAGCAGAUGGCCAUCGAUGCCCUGGUGGAGUACUUCCACCGGCAGGAUGAGCUGGCGAGGUAUGCGGAGAAGAACACGGAUGCCAUUUUGGAUGCCAAAUCCAAGAGGAACGAAGAUAUUGAGGAGACUGUUACCAAAUUACUUCAAAAAGCGGGUCACCAUAUGGAGCACACGCUAAUGGCCAGUUACGUGUGUCUGCUGAUCGGUUGGCUCGUGAUGGGCAGCGAGGAGAACGAGGCCACCGUUCGAACCUACCUGAAGGACAACAAUUUCGUAAUGAUGGUCAGUUCGCUGGAAAAGUAUUACAACUUCCUGAAUCUGACAGCCAAUUCCGAUGCACUCAGCUUGCAGCACGUGCGCCAAACCAAGAACAUUAUCGACAAUCUGAAACGACUGGAUUCGGCGGAUCGAGUUGCCAGUAGUCAACCGUCGGAUGCAUGCUCCAGUCAAGCUUCCGGUACUACAUCAUCUUCUCAACAACAAUCACCUUCCACACCGCACCACCGAUACGGAUCGCGAUCAUCCACCAGGGCGCACUACUGACAGAAGGCCUCGCUCUAAAACGGGCGCGCUCCCAUGGCCCCCGGACAUUUGUGUGCGCGCAUAAUGUUCCAAACUUUAUUCCCCUUGUUGUCGUCGUCGCGUGCUUUUGUUUUUAGUUUCAUCAAACCGCACAUAAAAUUAUUAAUUUUAACGAGAGCAUUCAUUUUGGAAGUUGUUUUAACUUGUUGUUCACGACGAGAGCUCUGUUUUGCGGACAGGUACGAUCCAAUCGAAUGCCGCCAAACAUUUGUAAAGUAGUGAGAAAAGGGCGGGAUAUCAAGGGGAACACCGCCCAACCAGGAAGUAUAAUUACAAUUAUGCUGUGUUCCAUAUUGCCCACGCCCACGGCUGGGUCCACUCCCAGCCACAAAUACAAAACAGUUUAUUUUUUAAUUUACCCGUGUUUAUUUUUAUCUAGGCGGUAAGGUAAGGUUAUAAAUAUAUUAACUACUAAACGUG
Toxorhynchites rutilus septentrionalis is the source of this 5961-nucleotide messenger RNA. It is a transcript of the gene wapl, whose product is annotated as protein wings apart-like. The transcript has 8 exons. The record is from RefSeq and is a predicted model, not a curated record. NCBI's taxonomy places the organism in Eukaryota, Metazoa, Arthropoda, Insecta, Diptera, Culicidae. The coding region runs from base 625 to 5502 and encodes 1625 amino acids. Gene Ontology annotation, biological process: regulation of chromosome condensation.